CCAUUACGGCCCCCACAUGGAUGCCUGCUGGAUAAUCCAGAUCAUCCAUUCAUUGCGCCCCACUUUGGAUAGCAUCUCAUUUCAUCCUGAAACUUGUGGUUCCCUCCACAUUCUAGAAAGAGAAGGGCGAGGGAGAGAAGAAGCAGAGCAGAUAAUGUAAUUCAAAAAAAAAAAAAAAAAAGAUAGCUCUCUCUCUCUCUCUCUCUCUCUCUCUCUCUCUCUCUCUCUCUCUCUCUCAUGGCUUCUCUGCCUUCUGUUGCUGCUACCAGCACUCUCAAGCUCGAGCCCGAAAUCAGGAAAUUCUCCUCCAACUCUCACCAGAAUCCGAGCAUUUCUUAUCAGAGAAGCUCCACAAUUUCACCAUCAGAAAGAAAUUCAGAUUUUCUAAGUUUGGAUUUCCGAGAAGCACUAUCCAUCCUAAAGGAAAGCACGAAAAUUGAGACAGCAUUAUAUGUUCCUCUGUUGCAAGAAUGCAUCAACAGGAAGUCAGUCUCUGAAGCUCAAAUCAUUCACACCCACAUCAUAAAAGCUGGGGCCCAACAAGAUCUGUUCCUUUCAACGUUCCUCAUCAACGUCUAUGCGAAAUGUGGUGCCAUGGAAUUCGCUCGCAAGCUCUUCAAAAAAGUGCCCCGGCAGAACGUCGUCUCCUGGACAGCUUUGAUCACAGGUUAUGUUCAUAGCUCGCAGCCCGAGAUAGCUGUCAAAGUCUUUGAAGAACUGUUGGAAUCUGGGAUGUAUCCGACUAAUUACACGCUGGGCGCCGCUCUUAGUGCUUGUUCUUCCUUGUAUUCUAUUGGAUUGGGCAAGCAAAUACAUGGGUACGCCAUCAAAUAUCAGAUUGAAUCUGAUACGAGUAUGGGUAAUUCUCUUAGCAGCUUCUAUUCAAAAUGUAGCAGCUUAGAGUCCGCAGUUAAUGUUUUUAGGAGAAUUUCAGAGAAGAACGUUAUCUCGUGGACUACUGUUAUAUCCGCUUGCAGUGAUAAUGGCGACGCUGAUAUGGGUCUUAGAUUGUUCAUGGAAAUGCUUUCAGAAAACGUGGAGCCGAAUGAAUUCACAUUGACAAGCGUGUUGAGUUUGUGUUGUACAUUGCAAGCUUUGGAUGUCGGGGUGCAGGUGCACUCGUUGUGCUUUAAAUUUGGGUGUGAAUCAAAUCUGCAGGUUAAAAAUUCAAUAAUGUAUCUGUACCUGAAGUGCGGAUGGAUCGAUGAGGCACGAAGAUUGUUCAAUGAGAUGGAAACGAUCAGUUUAAUAACGUGGAAUGCGAUGAUUGCGGGCCAUGCCCAGAUGAUGGACCAUGGGAAGGACAACCUGUCAGCUUACCGUAGUGGUAUCGAGGCACUUAAGAUCUUCCUCAAACUGAACCGUUCAGGCAUGAAACCAGAUUUGUUCAGCUUUUCAAGUAUAUUGACUGUUUGUAGUAAACUGGUGGCCUUAGAACAAGGGGAACAGGUCCAUACGCAGACCAUCAAAAUGGGUUUCUUAUCAGAUGUUGUUGUGGGAAGUGCGCUGGUUAAUAUGUAUAACAAGUGUGGAAGCAUCGAGAAAGCAAGCAAAGCUUUCGUGGAGAUGCCAACGAGAACAUUGAUAUCUUGGACGUCAAUGAUUACGGGUUUUGCGCAGCACGGCCGGUCCAAGGAAGCAUUGCAACUCUUCGAGGAUAUGAGAUUAGCGGGAGUGCCGCCGAAUAAGAUUACCUUUGUUGGUGUUCUUGCUGCUUGUAGCCACGCGGGUAUGGUAGACGAGGCACUGAGUUACUUUGAGAUGAUGAAGAGGGAUUACAGGAUCAGGCCGGUUAUGGACCAUUAUGCAUGUUUGAUCGAUAUGUUUGUGAGAUUGGGCCGGUUAGAUGACGCGUUUGCUUUCAUCAAGCAGAUGGAUUUUGGGCCCAGUGAGGUUAUAUGGUCGAUUUUGAUUGCCGGUUGUAGAAGUCAAGGGAAUAUGGAGUUGGCUUUUUACGCUGCUGAUCGAUUGCUCGAACUCAAGCCUAAGGAUGCUGAGGCAUAUGUCUUGUUGUUGAACAUGUAUCUCUCAGUUGGGAGAUGGAAUGAUGUGUCGAAGGUGAGGAAACUAAUGAAAGAUGAGAAGGUGGGAAAAUUGAAUGAUUGGAGUUGGAUUACAAUCAAGGAUAAGGUGUAUUCGUUUGGAGCUGACGACCGAUCACAUUCUCAAAGCAUAGAGAUGUAUGGAUUAUUGGAUAAUUUACUUGAGAAAGCAAAGAGUUUGGGUUAUGUUACGGAAAGAAGUUUAGAAAUAGCCAAUGAAGAGGAUAAAGAGAAGGCACAUUCCUCUAACGUUCAUCAUAGCGAAAAGCUGGCUAUUGCUUUUGGGUUGAUAAACAUGCCUGAUGACGCAUCUAUCCGUGUUGUAAAGAGCAUUAGUAUGUGUAGGGAUUGCCAUAGUUUGAUUAAAUUCUUCUCGGUAUCAACUCAACGGGAGAUCGUCGUUCGGGAUAGCAAGCGGCUCCACAGAUUCAAGAAUGGGCAUUGUUCAUGUGGGGAUUUUGGUGCACUUCUAUGAUGCUGUCAAUCGCUCUUCUUUUCUUGCAUUGGUCUUUGGAGAGUGGGUUUUGAAGACUGAUAUUAACACUCAAUUUUUGGAACUUCCACUCUGUCCUCCCACCCAACUGCUAACGAAUCUUGCAAACUGAUCAUUGAAUUCUUCUGCUCUAGAUCUAGUGGGUAUGUUGUGAAAUAGGCAAGAACGAACUACUGAUGUGGUCAUUACGGACUCCAUCAAUUCUGUGAAGUACAUUUUUUCAAAUUAUAUUUCUACAUGUAUUUUCCGAAGAGGCUUUGUAGUUGAGAAGAACAAAUAUCAGAUCGAAUGAAAAUUUAACUCGCUUUAUCAGGUA
Magnolia sinica is the source of this 2851-nucleotide messenger RNA. RefSeq names its product putative pentatricopeptide repeat-containing protein At5g52630. Gene Ontology annotation, biological process: RNA modification. The transcript is spliced from 2 exons. The record is from RefSeq and is a predicted model, not a curated record. The coding region runs from base 238 to 2517 and encodes 759 amino acids. NCBI's taxonomy places the organism in Eukaryota, Viridiplantae, Streptophyta, Magnoliopsida, Magnoliales, Magnoliaceae. Gene Ontology annotation, molecular function: zinc ion binding; protein binding; RNA binding.